This is a messenger RNA of Erpetoichthys calabaricus (reedfish), 3281 nucleotides long. It is a transcript of the gene minpp1b, whose product is annotated as multiple inositol-polyphosphate phosphatase 1b. The record is from RefSeq and is a predicted model, not a curated record. The transcript has 5 exons. Gene Ontology annotation, molecular function: inositol phosphate phosphatase activity; acid phosphatase activity. Lineage: Eukaryota; Metazoa; Chordata; Cladistia; Polypteriformes; Polypteridae. Bases 90 to 1496 code for a protein of 468 amino acids.
GGCCUGGCGCUACAAGAGCCCUAAAAGUAAAGCUUCGCCAGGAAGUGUUCGCUGCCUGUUUAUUUACGAAUCGCGGGACGGCGGUGGUCAUGAAACGACAGGCAGUGUUCCUGACCAUUGUGUUCGCUCGCUUCCUUUCGGCCGGGAAUGUGCCCAAAUUAAACUUUUGUGAUGCGUCGACACUUGCCCCUUAUUUCGGCACGAAGACUAGAUAUGAAGAGGUGAAUCCACACUUACUGGUAGACGUACGGAAUAUCAAUAGCUCAGUUUUAGAGCUGCCCUAUAAGCAAUGCACGCCAGUGUACAUGAACGCCGUUAUCCGUCAUGGCACCCGCUACCCCACCGCCAAAAACAUUAAAAAGAUGGAUCAGAUAUACCAGCUGGUGAUGAAUAAGGCACAGGACCCAGGACAGGGCUGGGUAGAGAAAAUCAAAAAAUGGGAGAUGUGGUAUAACGACAGUAUGGACGGUCAGCUGGCAGAAAAAGGCAAGGAUGACCUUCGAAACCUGGCGUUCAGGAUGGCGAGCGCCUUUCCGACCCUCUUCACGAAGAAGGCUUUCAAUGGCUGUCACCUGCAGUUCAUCACCAGCUCCAAGCACCGGUGUGUAGACAGCACUGUAGCCUACAUCACGGGCUUGGCGAGAGACUACUUCGAAGGGACUGCAGAGGAAGAAGUGAACUGUAAACCUGAAGUAAAUGAUGAACUCAUGAGGUUCUUUGAGCACUGCAGGAAGUUUGUGGUUGAUAUAGAAGAAAACAAGACAGCUUUGAUGGAGGUCGAUCUGUUUAAAUCAAAGCCUGAGAUGAUGAGUGUCCUGGAGAAAAUGUCUGAACGACUACAGAUUCCAAGCAGUGACCUUACACCUGAUUUGGUUGAGGCUGCAUUUCUUAUGUGUUCUUAUGACCUAGCAGUCAAGAAUAUAGACUCUCCCUGGUGCAGUUUGUUUGACAAAGAUGAUGCUAAGAUUCUAGAAUACUCCAGUGACUUAAAGCAAUUUUGGAAGAGAGGCUAUGGUCAUGAAAUUAACAGCAAGUCCAGCUGCAAACUGUUUCAUGAUAUUUUCAAGCAUUUAGAACAAGCACAUAAUGAAAGCAGCAGGAAUGAUCCAAUUUCAUUUCCAGUUACAGUUCAAGUAGGCCAUGCAGAGACCCUGCUUCCACUGAUGUCACUCAUGGGCUUUUUCAAGGACAGUACUCCGCUGACAGCUGAUAACUUUGCCCAGCAGAAAGAACGCUUGUUCAGGACAAGUUUCAUUGUGCCAUAUGCGUCCAACUUGGUCUUCAUUCUGUACCACUGUGAACAAAGUUAUCGUGUGCAGCUUUUGCUCAAUGAGAAGCCCCUUCUUUUCCCUAAUUUGGAUGAUCCAGCUCCCCUGUACUCUGAUGUUAAGAAUCUGUACAAGGAUCUGCUUGAGGGCUGCGACUUUGCACAGGAGUGCCACCUUCCUGUGAAACCAAAAAUCAUUACUGAAGAAAAAUUUGGACAUGAGUUGUAAACCAAGUAUUAUGCGAGGGGGUUAUGCAUUGUGAGGAAAGAGUGCUUCUUUUUAUAAUUUAAAUGUAAUGUUAAAAAGACAUGGAGAGGGCACAGUAAUCACUGAUUUUUAAAUACACUUGGCAUUAUUGUAUUUAAAGGAUGGGUACGAGCAUCACUGAGUCCAGAGUUCAAAAUUCCCUACAGAAACAUUUCAUAUUCGGACCAAUAAACCACAUCUAUCACCCUUUGUUUAUCUCAAAUACUCAGAUUCUUUGUGAAUGCAGUUUGUUAAAAGAAUACAUUUAUCUAAGAAAUUUAAUUCUCAACCCAUCUUAAUCAAGUUUAGGGUUGCAGCAGGCUGCAACCUAUAAAUCUAUUUUAAUAAAAUAAGUCUCCAUUUUUUUUUCUUACAUUGUCACUUUAAAUACAAUCUUAAAAUGAUCAAACCUGGCUUUUAGUUAACACAGAAAAUGCCUUCCCCAGUUACUGAGUUAAGUGCUUAACACAUUUAGCAAACUUACAAAACAAACACAUAACUAUUGUCAGGUUACACCAAAUACAAUAAAUCACAACUGUCGUCAUUUCAAGUAGGUCUGAAAUAUACAUACUUUGCUUAAUUUGUGCCAUUUUCUUUGUAGCGUUUUGUAGCCAUUAAGGCAUUUUAGUCAAGUAAACUCUGUGAUAUGUGUGAAAGCCAGCUGACUGACCCAUCAUUCUUGUGAAAUUUGAUUUGAAGCGUCACUUUCCAGAAUUUCUAACAUCUAAUUGAAAAGAUUCUCUCAUUUCCCUAGUUUUUGUAGCCCUGUCCUUGUCUUAGUUGCCAAGUGCGUGCUAAGCCACUUAAGAUAAGUGGAAGUUCACGUCUUUAGCAUACUGCUGCAAUGUUUCCUUUCCUUGAUAAACAGUGUUAAAUCUGAAAUAUGAAGUGGUGGCACCAUUCCUUACUUGUUGAUUCCAUGCUGUUACAGAACAUUGUAUAUUUGCACUAAAAGAAGUGGUACUGCUGGAAUAGAAUUGUCUGAUCUUUUACAGUCAUGUGUCUGAAUCACUAUUUGAGUCUGAUUUCAAACAACAAAAAAAAAAGUUUGGAAAAGUUGUUUGAAUAAUUGGACCAGUCAAGUUCAAUUCAGUCAAUUGUGGGACCACGACAGACUGCUGAAACACAAGCAGAAAUGCCAGAGUUCUGCUUACGGUGAUACUUUUAUUGGCUUUUAAUACAACUUAAAAAGACAUGAUCAAGUGCACGUGAAACCAAAGUUGGUACAGAUACACAUCAACAAGAAUAAUGUGUAAUUGAAAGAUAACCAGACCAAAUCUAACUUUUAAUCAUUGCCGAAUUUUAAAAUGAAUCACUGCCAGUGAAGGUAGGUUAUACGUGAUCACUGACUGCAUCUCAGGCUGAAUGCACAUAUCGUGACUGUGCACUUAAACCUGUGCAGUCACUUUGUUUUUGUAUAAUUUUUUUUUUUUUAAGAAUCAUCAGGCUUUUCAGUUAAAAUGCCAUGGAUAGGGGAAAAAUGCUAACUAUUAGACAAUGGUGAGGGAGUUUGUGUUUAAAACAAACCAAGUGUGUGUAUGUGUGUGUGUAUUACAAAAUCUCAAGACUGGUGUAGAAAUUGUGAGGCAUUUGAAGUUCAGUUUAACAGUUUUCUGGAUUGUCUGAUUUGUAUUUUGCACAAGAGCCUUUCACUGCUCAACUGUCUGUUCUUCUUUGAAAAGAGGAUGUUGCAGUUGUUAAUGGUGGCAUUUUGUAAUAGUUUUACUACACCUUUUAAGCAAGAAAUAAAAUAAAGUAUUGAAGUGC